This is a messenger RNA of Triticum dicoccoides, 975 nucleotides long. Its product is annotated as citrate-binding protein-like. The record is from RefSeq and is a predicted model, not a curated record. Lineage: Eukaryota; Viridiplantae; Streptophyta; Magnoliopsida; Poales; Poaceae. Bases 1 to 975 code for a protein of 324 amino acids. The transcript is spliced from 4 exons.
AUGGAGGAGCAAGAGGCGCACAGUGGGGGGAGGGAGAGUAGCAGUUUUGUGGCUGUAGGGAAGGCCUGGGAGUCGGCACCGAUGACUGAGGGGUGUGCAGUGGGGCGGCUCAUCGCCAGGGGCGCACGGGCACCGAGAGCGGCCGACCCGACCUAUGGGUUCACGUCGGUGAGGCUCGACGAGGGCAACUUUGUGCUGCAGCGCCCCUACGACGAGGCGAGCGGCGCGCGCUACAGCUUCGACGGCAGUGUGCGGAAGCUCUGGGUGCUCGCCUCCGACAAGCCCCAUGCCCGGCAGAGCCAUACCAGCCCAAGAACUGAGAUCAGGAUGGCAGGGUACGACUACAGCUCCGGCGUGUGGCAGUUCGAGGGCUACGGGUACGUCCCCUCCGGCACCACAGGGGUGUCUAUCAUGCAGGUGUUCGGCGCCGGCGAGACGGCCACCACGCUCAUGCUGCACGUCUACGAUGGCGCGCUGCGGUACUAUGACCGGCAGGUCGUCGAGGACGCCAUCUAUGACAGAUGGUUCCGGCUGAACGUGGUCCACGACGUCGAGGCGUCAACACUCACCGUGUACAUCGACGGCGAGCAGAAGCUGCAUGUCCACGGACGCGGGGGCAACUCUCACUUCUUCAAGUUCGGUGUGUACGCGCAGAACCACGACUCCAGCUGCAUGGAGUCUCGCUGGAAGGACGUCAGGAUAUUUCAAGAACCUUCCAUAGCCCCCCUAGCCAUGUCAAGUACAUUCCCCUCCGUCAACUUCUCAUAUAAGGAUUUGACCGAAAAUUUCCGGGAAGCCGUGAGCUUCCACGUGAUAGCGUCAUUUUCCUGGCUGAGAGUCCUCCCCUCGAGGCCAGCCAUGAGUGCGUUCCAAGAAGCAGCCUCGCCUGCCUCCAGCGUCCUGAAGAAGGAGAUCGCCGACGGGUGCACUCAUAGGGCAUCGGCGACCAUAAUGUUAGUGUCAGUGGCCAGUUGA